AUGACUAAAGAACAGCUGGAGGACCAUGUGAAAAGAUUGCGAGAUGAACUGGACAAGGAGAGGCAGGAAAGAAAUUAUUUCCAGUUGGAGAGGGACCAGCAAAAUGCAUACUGCGAAAUAACUAAGAAUCAACUGGAGCAAGUGCAAGCCCAACUCAGGAACAAAGAUCGGGAGUUGGAGGAAAUUGAAGAGAAACAUCAAACCGAAAUUAAGGUUUACAAACAGAAAGUGAAGCAUUUGUUGUACGAGCACCAAAGCCACUUGACGGAGAACAAAGCGGAGAAUAUGAUCUCGUUGAAGCUGGCGCAAGACGAGCACAACGACCACGAGAGGUCCACGUGGGUAGAGAAGCAGCACCUCAUUAAAUCCAUGCAGAGCAGGCAGCUCGAUCACGAAAAUGCCAUCAAGACGCUAAAAUUGAAACACGAUGAAUACGUUUCGAACCUGCGCAGUCAGUACGAGCAGCAGAUAACUGACCUGAAAUCAAAAUACGAUAAAAAAAUAAAACUGCUGCGAGAGGACAUGGAGCUGACGCGCAAGACUGAAGUGCACGCAGUUGAGGAGAGGAAGAACUCGCAGAUCAGUGAACUGAUGAAGGGCCACGAGAAGGCCUUCAGUGAAAUCAAGAACUACUACAAUGACAUCACGCUCAACAAUCUAUCAUUGAUUGGCACACUGAAGGAACAGAUUGAAGAACUGAAGAAGAAGGAAGAAAGGAUGGAGAAACAAAUGAAUGAAGUAACCAAUGACAACAAAAAUCUCAUUGAACCAUUGAAACGAGCUCAGGAUGACGUCAAAAUGUUGAAAAAACAACUUAAUAACUAUGAGAAAGACAAGGCUUUGUUGAAUACGACGAAGGCAAGAUUGAAGGCAUGCGAGGAAUCGCUGAAAAGUUCUGAUUGGGAGUUGGAAGUGUUGAGGCAGAGGUUUGAACAGGUUGAAUCUGAACGAGACGAGCUGCACAACAGAUUUGUUAGCGCCAUCCACGAGGUCCAACAGAAAACCAGCAUGAAGAAUAUACUGCUCGAGAAGAAACUUCAAACUCUGGGUCAGUCGUUGGAGGUGAAAGAGGCCCAGUUAUCGAAGUUGCUGACAACAUGCAGUUUAGAUCCAUCGGAACUGAACAACGUCACAAAGAAACUCGAGGACAUAUUAAAUGACAAGAACUCAACAAUCAAGCAACUGAAGAGCGAACUGUCUCGCGUAUGCAAGGCGCACAACGACCUGCUGAGAACGUACGAAUCUAAGAUGCAGCAUUUUGGCAUCCCCGUGGCAGAACUUGGCUUCAAGCCUCUGGAAACAUCAGUCACAAUGGAUGCCAUCGUUGGGAAAGGACCAGCUGGUCUCGUUUCGGCAAUGUCCUGAUGUUUUCAAAACGUUGAGGUUAUAACGGUCACUGAUUUGUUAUACAUGCAGUUGAUUCCUUUUUCCUCUCUAUACAAGCGAUUUAUGAAUAAGUUAUUCAGGUGAGAAAUUAAAUUGAUAGAAAAUGAGAGAAAGAGAGAAGAAGGGGAUGAGGGUUUAUAAAAAUCGAAUGUUUAUGCAAUCAAUUUUGCACAAAUUCUUCCUCCUUUCCAACCGUUAAGAAAUUGAUGUUUAAGAAACGUUUGUGUUACGUACGCGUCCCUAAAUACAUACAUGUCUAUUUUAUGUGAAAAUUGUAUUCAUACCAUUUUAUUCAUAGUAAUGUAUCUACUGCUGCUGCUGUAAUGAACUUUAAAAUGAACUUUAUUGUCAAAUAUUUUUUAAUUAUGCAUAUUUAAUUUUAAACAAUCUUACAUAAAUAAUAUCACUUUAUUUUUUGUUUAUAAUAGAUUAAUUUAUUUUAAUCUAAACGUCUUUAAUUUACUUUUCUCUUUCCGGAGAAUCGAAGUGGGCAAACAUUUAUUAGAACGAAUUUGAAUGGUGAGAAUUACUUCAAAGGUUUAUUUAUUUAACCGUCAAUAAAUUUAUCACCGCCA
Molecule: messenger RNA, 1961 nt
Organism: Helobdella robusta
Lineage: Eukaryota; Metazoa; Annelida; Clitellata; Rhynchobdellida; Glossiphoniidae
Exons: 9
Coding region: 1-1365 (454 amino acids)
Biological process (GO): cell motility
Cellular component (GO): motile cilium; Golgi apparatus; microtubule
Molecular function (GO): small GTPase binding; microtubule binding
Source: RefSeq, a predicted model, not a curated record